CAUAUAUUGAAGAAAAUAAGAAGUAGUACUCCAAUUUUUGAAGAUAAAGACAACAAUUUUAAAUGUAAGUGUUCAAGUGUGUCAAUAUUUUUAAGUUUCGUGUGUAAAUACGUGCCCCAUAAAUAGUAAUAUAUUCGUGUAUAUUUUAACCGCCGUGCGUUGGCCGCAUGGCCCGCAUUCCACAAUAUAUUGUUAUUACUCCGUAUUAAAAAUACAUUAAAACUUUGUGAUAUUGCCUUGUAUUUACAGAUUAUAUCUUCAAGCAAAUAAAUAAUGCCAUAAUAUGAUCUAAGCAAGUCGAAAUCAUGGUAUAUACAGGCUACAAAAAGGUAUGAAAUAUACAGUAGACAGAACAAAGGUAGGAUGGUUAGACCCCGUUCACACGAUACCGGCAUGGAAUUCUGCCGGCAGAAAAUCAUCACGGUUUCAACUGUUCACACUAUACCGGCAGAUUAUAUUCCGCUUUGACAAUAUGCUGUACAAAUCAGUUAAAAUAGACAGAAUAAAAUAUCCAACAACAACUUUUGCAGUUUUGUUAAUAAUUUCAUUUUGCAACCGUACUGAAAUUCUUACGGUUGGGCGUUCACAUGGCACUCUGACGGUAGAAUUUCGUUCCGUUUUCAAACUCUGCCGGUAUGGUGUGAACGGGGUCUCAUACAAAGCUAUAGAACGUGCUUUGGCGAUUGUAUCAAUAUUAGCUAAGUGUGUCAAUAUUGAUACCCUCUCGAUACAUUGAUAACAAUAUAAAUAUUAUAUUGUUAAAUUGAUGUAUUGAGAAGGUAUCAAUACAGUAUAUUGACUCAUUUAGCUAAUAUUGAUUUAAGUUCUGUGGCCUUCUAGCUUUGUAUUAGAGGAGAAAUAUCCUUCCUUUGACUUUGUGUUUAUAUCUCUAUUGUGUUAUCACAGUAAAUAGCUAUAUUUGUAUUUAAUAUCCAGACAAUCCCUGAGACCCUGAAUGUUGCUGAAUACAUUAGGAUAAAUUUUUUGAGUUUCUCAUAGUUUAUAUGCCUCUAUCAGAAAUCCCAGGCUCACAUAUUAUGCAUGAAGAAACUGUUUAACAAUAUACAGGCCAGUUAAAUGAGCUGAAAUUGCAUCACAAUAAUUUGUAUUAGCAGUUUGAGCUCGGUCUGAGUUUAGUCAGAGCUACAGUAUAUUUAUAGUAAACCCAGGAGUUGUCUCGAAGACCGUUGAAACCAGAGUGAACUGAGAUAAAAUUUGGCUAGCUUUUGCUGAUAACUGAAGAAUGUCGGCUUAGCAAAAUGGGAUUAUAUUGGCAAUUUGGCAUUGACGCUUAGCAAGGCGGUUGUUUUCUUUGCUUAUCAUUUCCGUUUAGGUUAUACAUAGUUUUCGGUAUGGAUGUUGCCUCUUAUUAAUCCUAAUUUAUUUAAAAAAAAAAAAUAACACCUAACGUUAACACCUUUGUCUCCUUUUCCAACAACAACCGGACCCGACUCUGUCAAAAUCUCUCCCUCACCCUUAAAGUUCCCCUCUGUAAAUCCAACACAUUCAAAGCAUCCUAUUUCAACCGACUAGUUAAAAUAUGGAACUAUACCUGUAAAAUUCUACCUCCUACCACCUUUGCCACCCUCUCCUCAUUUAAAAGAAACAUUAGAAGCACAUAUAAACACUUGCUUGGGACAAUGUUUGACAUAGAAAUGCCAUGUACAUGGUCAUUAGUGCGUGAUUGUCCAUGUCAUAGAACAUAGUAAAUAACGUUUCAUGUAAUAACGUUUCAUGUAGUAAAUAACGUUUCAGUAAUAAUCUUUCAUGUUUGUGCUGUUUUGUAUUGUAUUUUGUGAUCUAAUUUAAUGUGUUGUAAAAUUUUAGAAUGGUAAGCACCUUGCAUGGGACUUUAUGUCUCGUUCGUGCUUGAUAUUGUCCAUUUGGGUAUUCUACUUAUGUCUGUAUAGAACUGCUGUCUUUAAAACGCAGAAUUCUCAAUGAAAUUGCUAAAUAUAAAAUAAAUCGCUCCUAGAGUGUCAUGAAAUAGGAGAAUAAUAAUUUAUUAUGAGAAUAAGUGUGUUACACUUCUUUGAAGCAGAUAAGAUGCUAAUUAGUCAACUAUUUGACUUUUGUGAGACUGGUUAAAUGUAUAUUAUAUUUAACCCGUUGAGUGGUGAUGCACCCUACUUUAGUAUUUUACUCUGUCUAACACCAGACGAUUUUAUUCAUCAAGGGGAGAGCGCUGGCGCUUAAUGGGUUAACUGGCCUAUCUGCCAAUGUGUCUAGUUAACCCAUUGAGUGGCGAUGCACCCUACUUUAGUAUUUUACUCUGUCUAACACCAGACGAUUUUACUUGUCAAGGGGAUAGCGCUGGCGCUUAAUGGGUUAAAGAUGAAACAAAGACUCAAAAUAAAGCCAAAUAAACAGUUGGUUUUUUAGCCCGGGUUGGAAUUAUUUGCGAUUACAUGCUGCCAGGUUGAAAUGUCAGCCUGGGCAGCUCAAACUUGGCUGAAUAAUCAUGUAAGCACCUGUCAUUAAAUAUUGCUAUAUAUAUUAAGAGAUCCUCUGAAAAUGUUUCAUGGCACCAAUAAUAUGGGAUUCUUACAAAAUGAACAUGUGCUUGGACAAAUGUUUGAAAUGAAAUAUGUCUACAGGCCUACGUAUUUCAUACAUACUACAUAUUUCAUACCCGGACCAGGCAUUAAGAUAAUCUUCUCCAGUAUAUUGGCAAAUACCGGAUUUUUCAUUUCAACUUUGUGAGCAAGGCUUUUGUAAAUACCGUGUUUAGAGUGAAGUUCUUUCCUAUGAUUUCAAGUAUCUUUUCAAAUCAAAGUAUUAUAAACGCCCUCAUUUUAUAACCAAUUAAAAUAAUUAUUUAUCUUAAAUGAAAGUUUAAAUCUUUUAUCAACAGUAUCAGUUAUUUGGCCAGAUAUCGUCCAACAUAUCUGACACAAAAUCAAACCGAAUAGCUGCAAAACGUUCUAUGUUGUGCAGCCGUAGAAAUGACAAGGUGCACAAUUGUGACCAAUUGUUUUAUCCAGCGACCAGGUAUUUCUCAAAGACAAAGGUAGCUCUUGUUGUGACUGAGAAGAAAAUUUAAAAAAUAUUAGUGUAUAUAAAAAUAAUGAGUCAGGCCAUGAGUUAAUAAAAAUAAUGAGUCAGGCCAUUUAAGGUUUUUGGGUAAUGGUAGGAUUAUCUACUAAUUAACUUGGACUGCAGAAUAAUCCCAAUUUUUAUUUUGUAGCCAAUUAUUCACCACCGAAAAUUACAAAUUGGCACAGCAAGGCAUGUUCAAGGGAAAAUCUGGCAUUGUGUACACAGACCCUGAUACAUACAGCAAGAACUGGUUUAGGAUAAUGUCGUAGCAGAAAACUAUAUUUGAUUCGUUUAUUGUUCAUGUAUUGUUUAUAUUGUUGUUGAUAUUAAUAAAGUGUAUGUUCAUACACUCUGCUACUACAGCUGGAUCCACCACUGAUCCUGUGGAUAUUGGGAUACUGAUUUACAGUGUAACACUAAUGCUAGAUUUAACUGAAAAUAAUUUUAUAGUUAUGUUGAAUAUAUUUGAAAUGUUCCAUUUGAGCAAAUUUCAGACCCUGAUUAUAGAACUUAACUGCUGUAUCUAUGUGUAUUUUAACCCACUAAGCGCCAGCGCUCUCCCCUUGACAAGUAAAAUCGUCCGGCAUUAGACAGAGUAAAAUACUAAAGUAGGCUGCAUCAGGGUGCAUUGCCACUCAAUGGGUUAACUAGACACAUGGGCAGAUAGGCCAGUUAACCCACUAAGCACCAGCGCUCUCCCCUUGACGAGUAAAAUUGUCUGGCGUUAGACAGAGUAGAAUACUAAAGUAGGCUGCAUCAGGGUGCAUCGCCACUCAAUGGGUUAAUCUGAAUAGAAAUUUAUUCAAUGUUUGAUCUUUUUGUAAUAUCAGGAUGCUCAACCCCGCAUCUAUUGGCCAGCGGACCUCUGGAAGAGAUAAGUUCUGUUUCAUUGAUUGCAGAGGGAAUGGUUGUAAAAAAUUCUGAUACAAUAUGUGCAAUUUUACCAACGCAGUGGCAUGUUUUCUUGCAGGGUACUACUGUCCGUUUUAACAUGCAGUACCCAGAAGGGGCCAACAGGUCAUAGUAAAAACAUUUACAUAUUUUAGUAAUUUAGAACAUGUUCUUUGGGGUAACAAUUGCCAUACUUUACCAAUUGAUGUGGAGAACUUCCUAAGCUAAAUGUAAAUGAACACAUUAAAUAGAACAGUUUACUGUAUGCUAAUGGAAUUUACUGUAUGAUAAUAAUGAUAUUGUAUCACUAAUUUAAUGCAUGUAUUGUACAUGCAGGAUAUAUUGUCUCCAGGAGAUUGUUGCAAUUGUUGCACCUUGGAUUUUUAUCAAAGUACUGAAAUUGUUUAAUAUUUACUAAUUACUAAUUUGAUUUUGACUCAAAUUUUGAUUUUAAUCUAUUUGAUUUUAACCUAUUUGCUUUUAACCUAUUUUUUUUAGGUUAGAUCAACCGCAUGUAACCUAUUUUAAAGGGCUGGUUUAGACUCAUGGCCUUUACCAUUCAUUAUUUAUAGAAGUAAAAACAAGCUAUAUUGAUUUGGCAAAAAUAACCUAUAUCUCUGAGCAAAUUUAACUAUUUAAAUUUAGGUUGUUUUAACCUAAAAAUAAAUGUUAUAAUAACAUAUUUUAAAUAAGUACAAUUAACUAUAUUACAGGUUAAAAUAACCCACUAGAAAUGGUUUGUUUUAACCUAUUUAAUUAAGUUAUUUCCACGUAUUUAAAUAACCUAUUUUUAACCGGUUGUCCUAGACCAACUCAAAUAACCUAUUUUUUUUGGUUAUUUAUAACAUUGACUACCUUUUUAUACAACCCAGCCCAGAAUCAUGAUCAGGGUAAAUUUCAACCCGAACUAUUUUGUUUUCAACUGUGCCUACUUAAUUCUAGUUGUAAUAAAUUGAUUUAGAUCUUGUAGAAAAACCCUGUAAAGAAGCUAUGAUAUAAAGUAAAACUUAAAUAAUGGCUGAUCUCGGAUGUGUCAAGCAGAAUUGUAUUGAGUGAGUAUAAAAAUUCGAAAUGUCUGUACUAGCGUAUAGGUAUAGUGACAUUAAUAACAGAUAUCUCACAGCACACUCCCCAUCAGGGCUUUUCAGUGACUGGUUACAUUAUGAAUAGAUAGAUAAAACCGGACUGCAUGACGUGAAGCAGACCGAGGUAGACUUUGCGCUUACAAAUGGCGCUUGAGCAGCCGCUAUUAGUCCAUACUUCAUUAAUGAUCUGCCCCAGAUUUGUCCUUUAUUUAUAGAGUCUCAAUCUGCAACUACUUUUAAUUGUAGCGCGAGAUUUAUUAAGUAGCGGAUAAAGAUCAACGAAAAACAACAAAGCAAUCUUCCCGACAGCUUGCUUAUACACUUUAUUUUCCCCAUAAAUCUCAUCUGGAUCAACACCCAUUUUAGUUUCCAAAGUUUUGAGCAGAUAUAAAUGCGGACUAAAAUCUUAGCAAAGAAAGAAAAUAUUCAGUACAUACCUUCCAUAUAUUCUGAUGUCAACCGAACCACUGUAUAAGAGUCAACAACCGAACUGAAUUGCAAAGUCUAUGGUAUAUCGGCCACUCGCACAAACGUCUACGACCGCACCUACAUAGUUUUGCAUGUUUACAAUUCUAAUUUCGAACAGCCAAUCAGGUUCUUGGUUCCAAUCAGGUAAUUUAACAUCUACGACGCGGCCGGCUCAACGACGCGCUUGCGAAGGAAAGAAAUCUGUCAUGCAAGACAAAAACUGUGAAUAAAUUUGUCGUGGUUUGAGGGGUAUUCUCAACGGCUUUGUCAUGCACAGUAAUGAAAUUGCUUAGCAUUCAUUUUUUAGCUGAAAUUCAGACCGCGUCGUUGAGCCGUCUGCGUCGUAGAUCUUUAAGGCUGAUUUCCACUGUUGCGUUUUUCAUACGUAUUUAGUGGAUAUUCUGCCUCCGUUGGUUAGAAUUGUAGUCCACCAAAGAUCACAACAAAGUUUUAUAAAUUAAUUAUAUUCUCUCAAUCACAGUAUAUUACAUCACCCACGUCUCGGUCUUGCUAUAUGUCCCGUCUCUCUCUAUUCUAUAUUAUCAGUUUUGUCUCAGUUCUCUCUCACCUAGUGACAGCCGUCACUCAUCUAACUAUAUGAUUAAAGAUCGUCUAAUUAACUAAAUAACUAAUAUUAACUAUGAGAUAAUAAAACUUGACCUGUCUCCAACACACUCCCCCCAUGAACUUGGGAGAAGUUCAUGUUCUCUAUAAAACCCAAUCAUGCAUUUAAAACAGAUAUCGGAAUUACUAGACAACAAGACUAUGGAUGGAUAUUUUCGCCCCACAGGUUUGAAUGAACACGUUAUGAUUUUUUUCCGUGUUGGUGUUAUGUACUCAGGUGAUUAUGAUGUUUGUGAUGUUACUUUGAGUGUAUAUCCACACCGGGCAAGCUGGAAAAAUAUGCCUGGUCACGGUGGGAAUCGAACCUACGACCUUUGGAAUACUAGCCAAAUGCUCUGCCAACUGAUAUACGCGGUCAGGUCGGUUCGAGUAUGUGAUAUUUCGGAACUGAGUCUAGUUCCUUCGAUAUCAAUGCAAUAGGAACUAGACUCAGUUCCGAAAUAUUACAUACUCGAACCGACCUGACUGCGUAGCCCAGUAGGUUCGAUUCCCACCGUGGCCAGGCAUAUUUUCAAGUUUGCCCGGUGUGGAUAUACACUCAGAGUUAAGGCUCAUUUCCACUCAGGAACAUUUUCCGCAGAAAGAAAAAUUUGUAAAAUGUGAUUGGUCGACACAAAUUCCCAGUUGGAAAAAAAAUCUUGAAGUUGAAAAUUUUCUCCUUUUAACAACGAUAUUUUUGGAAAGUUUUCUGUCCAUGGAAAUUUUUCUUGAGUGGAAAUGAGCCUUAACAUCACGAACAGAACAUGUUAUAUUCACUUUUUUCCCAUAUUCCUCUCAGCGUCUCCACACCGGGCAAGCUGGAAUGUUUGCUUGCCCUCGGUGGGAAUCGAACCCCAUGGCUAGCAAGGAGUAGCAAACUGGUUGUUUUCUUCCAUAGGGCCAAAGGCAGACUCUACUACAAAACAUGUUCUGAUCAUGGACGAGGUUGAUGGAAUGGCUGGUAAUGAAGACAGAGGCGGGAUGCAAGAACUUAUUAACUUGAUUAAAUCCACCAAGAUCCCGAUCGUAUGCAUGUGCAAUGAUAGAAACAGUCAGAAAGUCAGGAGUCUUGCCAACUACUGUUUUGAUCUGCGUUUCUAUAGACCCAAAAUUGACCAAAUGAAGGUAUGAUGCUGCAACGUUAUGUAUACUGGAUGGCUCUAUCAGUUCUAAACUGUUCUCCCUAGAGGUUCAGUAAGGAUCAUCUCUUAUUGAUCCAGUGUUACUACAGGAGGAAACCUAAACUAAACUAACUUUAUUUAUACUGGAUAGCUCUAUCAGUUCUAAACUGUUCUCCUUAUAGAGGUCCAGUAAGGAUCAUCUCUUAUUGAUCCAGUGUUACUACAGGAGGAAACCUAAACUAAACUAACUUUAUUUAUACUGGAUAGCUCUAUCAGUUCUAAACUGUUCUUCUUAUAGAGGUCCAGUAAGGAUCAUCUCUUAUUGAUCCAGUGUUACUACAGGAGGAUAGCUCUAUCUGUUCGCGAAAAGCAAAUGCACCAAGCAUUGUGCCAAAAUAAUAAGAGGUUUUGAAUUGGAAUUGUUUUGUAGGGAGCCAUGAUGAGUAUCGCAUGCAAAGAACGUUUGACAAUCUCACCGCAAGCAAUGGAGAAAAUAGUUGUCGGCGCCAAUCAAGACGUUAGACAGGUAAGUAGGCUAGUUCUGAACUGUUCUUCCUAGAGGUCCAGUUAGGAUCAUCUCUUAUAUCCAGUGUUACUACAGGAGGAAACCUAAGCUAAACUAACUUUAUUUAUACUGGAUAACUUUAUCAGUAUGUAUCUGUAAUUAUUCAGGUACUGCAUAAUCUCUCAAUGUGGACUUCAAAGAGGAAAUCAAUGUCAUACGAUGAGGCAAAAGCUGAUGCAGACAGGGCACAUAAAGAUAUAAAAAUAGGACCGUUCGAUGUGACGCGUAAGAUCUUCAGUGCGGAAGAAAGUUCGAAAAUGAAAAUUCAAGAUCAAUUUUCAUUAUUCUUCAAUGAUUACUCAAUAAUCCCGUUGUUCUCGCAAGAAAACUACUUGCACGUUGUGCCUUAUAGUGCAAGGUAAGCCAGAUUUUUCUUUUUUAUAGUUAAGAUGGAUUUCCACUCACAGAGAAUUAUGUGGUCCUCGAAAUAUUUUGCUGGAUUUCUUUUCGAUUCUGACCAUCCGAAUACAUUUCCGAAUACAUCAAUUCUACUUCACCGCUCACAAUUCAAAAGAAAUUGAGCGAAAUAUUUCGACAGCAAAAUUUUUCUUGUAAGUUGGGAAUCCGGCUUAACUAACCAAGUCCAUUGCUCUGCAAUCUCUAAUCUUGAAGAAUUGCGGUUGCCACAAAAUAUUUUAAUAAAACACAUAACAAUAGACACUCCAAAAAUUGUAAACAUUUUCUUUCUUUACGUCAGUUUUGACUAGAAGUCAACAUGAAUUAUAGUCAAAACGAAAAGAAAAUACAUUUAAAUAAAUUUACAAUUUUUUGAGUGCCUAUUGUUUUGUGGUUUGUUAAAAUCUUGAUCUACACGCAAUAUUUAGAGGCGAGAUGAAGAAAACUCUCAAGUGUGUCAGUGAGGCUGCUGAGUCUUUCUGUAAUUCUGAUCUGGUUGAGAAAUCUAUAAGGAGUAAUGGCAGUUGGAAUUUAUUACCAUUGCAGGUACUCGGCAGAGCUUAUUUCUAGUUUAUUAUUUCUUUUUACUUGGUGGGUUACAGCAGACGUUUACAGCUAUUUCAAUUAAGGUUGUCCCCCGAGCAAAGCGGAAAAGUCGAGUACGAGCGCGAAAGCCUGCUGGGAAUCGCUAAUAAAUUAAUGAUUACUUGGGAAACGCAACCAAAGUCGGAAAAUAAUUUCGACACUUCUUGAAGCAAGAACAUUAAAGGCACUCUUGAAUGAUACACUAAUUUUUUCAAUUAAAAGGGCUGAAAUGCGCUUUAAAAACCAUCAAUCAAAAUGCCGAACUGUGUCUUUAAACCAGAACUUCCUAUUGUAUUUAAGAGCCCGCACAGACGAACAUGUUUUUCCUUUGUUGCUCGUGCGCACGGCAUAUUGUUAGACAUUUAUUUCACGUCAUGGCGCCUUUUGUUUGCCAAAACCAUGGGAAUAUUUUUGGUAUUAUUUUUAGGCAUUUUUCUCAUGCGUGUAUCCUGGCACAGUAAUGCGAGGGCGAAUGAGUCAGAGAAUUGACUUUCCUUGCUGGCUUGGCAAAAAUUCCACAACCACAAAGAAUUCAAGAAUUUUGCAAGAACUUGUGAGCCAUGCACAACUCAGGUAUGAUUCUGAUUGGCGGAAGCGAAGAACCCAAACCACAGAAUAAAGACACGCAGAAAGCGUAAACGCCGCCACGCCAUGAUUCGUCAUCAAAAUGCUGACGCCAUGGUCCUAGCCACAUGGAGAUUAUAAAUGACACUGAUAAUAAUAAUAGCAACUUUGAAACAAAUGAUAGCGAUAUUAAUUUUAUUUUAUUACAACGACAUUUCGAUGCUUCUCGAAACGAAGAGGCCACACUUUAUAUUUUGCUUACUGUAUAUAUUUUGUAGUAUUUCAGGUUGUAAGAAUGAAUUGAACUUGGAUUAUAUUCCACAUUUAAGAAAUGUUCUCAGUAAACCAUUGAUGAAUGCUGUAAGUGUGCACAAUCUUAUUUCUAAACUGUUCCUCUUUGUACAUCAGGGAUGGAUCCAGCGUGAUCUGGUAGGGGGGGGGGGGGUUCUCGGCCAGCUCUGGUACCCAUCAACUUGCUUCACCACUGCAAAAUCUUGCUUGACUACUGUAUUUGAAUUGUAAUUGUUGUUCACAGUUCGCUUAUCAUCAUGUUAUUACUCAAAUUACUGUAUCUCAUUUUGUCAUUAAUAAUUUUUUACUUUAUCAUGAAAAAUAGCACCUCUGGCCUCUGGCCUCUGGUGCUCCCCGUACCCCCCAGUAAAUCCAUUCCUGUUGUACAUGAUCUAGAGUAGGGGUGCACCGGAACUCGGUUCCGGCCGGUUAGUUCCGGCCGGAACCCCGAUUUUUUAGAGUUCCGGUUCCGGCCGGAACUAGUAAAAAAAACAUGGCCGGAACCGGAACUCUGUCGUUUUCAGGGAGAUAGAAUAUCAAACGUUUUUGUGUCUAACAAAAGGUCACAGUAGGAAGAAAGUUGGACUACGCAAGGGAAAUGUACACUAUUAACACUUCAUUAUGACGUUUAACGUUUGUCAGUCUUUUUAUUCUGACAUUUGCGAACUCUCUACUUGAUGAUUUGAAGUGUCUGCUUGUCUGGCAGCGGACAAAGUAACAUAUGACUAUAUAUGGCUUAAUAAAUUAGUUCCGGUUCCGGCCGGAACUUUUUUCCAGUUCCGGUUGGAUCCGGUUCCGGCCGGAACUUAAAAAACCGGUUCCGGUGCAUCCCUAAUCUAGAGCAAGCCUCCAAGAGUCAAACUGGAGGGGCAUUCUUGCCGCAUGUCACCCAUAUUUGCGCUCUAUCGUUUGCUUCUGUUUUCUCUCUUCAAGACCACCGAGGAUUGUUCGUCAAAAGUUUCUGAAGUGAUUGAGGUGGUGGACAGCUAUAAUUUUGUAAAAGAAGAUUGGCAGAGUAUUAUGGAUGUUGGCCAUUUUGAUGGAAAACGCAAACUUCAGGGAGACAUUGAUUCCAAAGUGGGUGGAACUAACUCUAUUUUUGUUGGAUAGCUCUAUCAGUCCUAAACUGUUCUCCCUAGAGGUCCAGUAAGGAUCAUCUCUUAUUGAUCCAGUGUUACUACAGGAGGAAACGUAAACUAAACUAACUUCAUUUAUACUGGAUAGCUCUAUCAGUUCUAAAAUGUUCUCCCUAGAGGUCCAGUAAGGAUCAUCUCUUAUUGAUCUAGUGUUACUACAGGAGGAAACCUAAACUAACUUUAUUUAUACUGGAUAGCUCUAUCAGUUCUAAACUGUUCUCCCUAGAGGUCCAGUAAGGAUCAUCUCUUAUUGAUCUAGUGUUACUACAGGAGGAAACCUAAACUAAACUAACUUUAUUUAUACUGGAUAGCUCUAUCAGUUCUAAAAUGUUCUCCCUAGAGGUCCAGUAAGGAUCAUCUCUUAUUGAUCCAGUGUUACUACAGCAAGAAUACCAUAUUGUAUUUCAGGUAAAGGCAGCCUUCACUCGUACAUACAACAAAGGAUCACAUGUCACGCCGUACGCCUCAAAUGUCGGGGCAAAAAAGAAGCCUAAAGCGACCGCGCCUGAUGUGAAAACCGAGGGACUGGGUACUGGUAAAGCACCAGAAGUUAGUGAUGACGACAGUGAUGGCGAUAUCGGAGAGAACUUCAAAGUGAAAAAAGGCGGGAAAACUGGGGCGAAGAAAUCAGGCAAAGCUCGUGCAACAUCUGACACGAAACAGGCCCGGGGCAAGGAAACGGGCAAAGGUAGGGGCAAGAGUAAGAAAUAAAAAUAUAUUUAGUAAUUGAAGUUUAUUUGAUGAUGAAUUUAGUAGUCCAGUAAUAGCCAGGUUUCACUAAGCAUUAUCGUGGAUGGUGGUCAACCUGCAGUUAUCAUAGCCUGCGAACAGGCUCUCUUUGAACUCUCUUUGAAAUUCAGUGAGCCUGUUCGCAGGCUGCAGUUAUCAGAGUAUGAAAUUCGACUUGGCGUAGUUUGAUUCCAGUUCAUUCAAACGAUCUUUCAUCGUCAAGAAAACAUUUUCGUAAGACGAAUCUGAAACCAUAUUUCUUUAUUUUGUUCACAUGAUAAUACUGGAUACCUAGUAUAUUGAUGCAGUCCUUGGACUAGAUCAAAAUUAAUUCACCUCACUUUAAGUAGUGAUGAUGUCAUUUCAAAUCCUCCAUUUCGGACUGGACUAGAUUUCAAUUCCUUCAUUUUGAUCCAGUCCUCGACUUCGCCUUGGGCGUGAUCAAAUUGCGUGCACUUGAAAUCUAGUCCAGUCCGAAUUGGUGAAUUUGAAAUAUUGCUUCAUGGCUGGGCUGGCCCGGUUUAUCUGAACAUCCCUAAGUAUCGGUCUUCCUCAAGUUGACUACCAUCUGUCGUCCUGCAUGUAAAGCCUGUUUUCCACUUCAAUCGUAACGUACCGUAGCAUUUUCUUUUGUGUCAAAGUCAGCAGUUCCACUCUACCGCUCAGGAAACAAAGAAAUACGUUACGUUUCGGUACGAUUGAAGUGGAAAACUGGCUUAAAGUGCCUAUAUCAGGGUUUUGGAGUUUGCAUAUCUCGAAAAAGACACUUUGCAAUAUAUUUUGUUGCUGAAAAAUUUCAUCUUAAUGGAUUAAAGUUACCGGUCAUGACGUCAAAAGGAGAAUUGCAAAUCAGUUUUCCUUUGUAUCGUUGCAACAAAAUUCUCCUUUUGACAUGACGUCCGGUAACUUUAAGAGCUAAUAAAUCCAUCAAGAUGAAAUUUUUCAGCAACAAAAUAUAUUGCAAAGUGUCUUAAAAUGCCCUAAACUUUCGAGAUAUGCAAACUCCAAAACCAUGAUAUAGGCACUUUAACGCUUCCUGAAAUCUAGCAAUUCGUAGACUAAUGCCUGCUCGUAGUUUUGGAAAUUAUAAACCUAUACACAUGUGUUUGUUUGUAAUCAUUUAUUAUCGUAUUUUUAUUAUUUCGCAUUCUUAAAAAGAUGUUGGUCAGGGUCACCAUGAACUAUCACAUGUUCCUCCCGAAACAUCACAUCAUCCUCCGACCAACAUCCCUGAGAACAAGUGUAAACAAAAACUGUCCCAAACUCAAUACACUGCGAACUUAAUUUUUUAAAAUCUGUUUUCUGAGUGUCAGUAUUAUCUUUGUUAUCGUUCAAAGAAGUUGUUUUGUGUCUUUUCUCAUCAAUUUUUAACAGUGAUACCAGCGGAGGCAUCAAUUGAAGUUCGAAUACUCUUUUUUCUCCGCAUGAAUUGCAUGUUGGGAUUGUUCCUAAACCUUGUGACGUCAUACGUAGCGGCUCUCCAUUCCGACUGUACCUAAAA
This is a messenger RNA of Paramuricea clavata, 12974 nucleotides long. NCBI's taxonomy places the organism in Eukaryota, Metazoa, Cnidaria, Anthozoa, Malacalcyonacea, Plexauridae. The record is from the annotation of a GenBank genome assembly.